AGAAGAAGAAGAGACAGCGUGACGCCAAACAUCUGCGCAGAGACACUCACACGUGUUGUUUUUCUGAGUUUGGGACAGUUGUGACUUUUCAGCACCGUAGUCCAGAAUUAACAAACCAGGAUAAAGAUGGGGAAGAAGCUAAAAGUAGGAAAGACGAGGAAAGAUAAAUUCUACCAUCUGGCGAAAGAAACAGGUUAUCGGUCUCGGUCUUCCUUCAAACUCAUCCAGUUGAACCGUAAGUUCCAGUUUCUGCAGAAAGCGAGGGCUCUGGUGGAUUUGUGCGCUGCUCCUGGAGGAUGGUUGCAGGUAGCAUCAAAGUUUAUGCCUGUUUCAAGUCUCAUCAUUGGUGUCGAUUUGGUCCCCAUUAAGCCCAUUCCCAACGUGGUGACGCUGCAAGAAGACAUCACGACUGAGAAGUGCAGACAGGCUCUCCGUAAGGAGCUUCAAACUUGGAAAGCAGAUGUGGUGUUAAACGACGGAGCCCCAAAUGUGGGAACCAACUGGCAGCAUGAUGCCUUUUCCCAGGCUCACCUGACCCUGAUGGCUCUGAAGCUGGCCUGCGAGUUUCUGACCAAAGGUGGUACUUUCAUCACAAAGGUUUUCCGCUCCAAAGACUAUCAGCCGCUGCUGUGGAUCUUCCAGCAGUUCUUCAAGAAGGUGCAGGCCACUAAGCCUCAAGCAUCCAGAAACGAGUCGGCAGAAAUCUUUGUCGUCUGUCAAGGUUACGUYGCCCCAGACAAAAUCGACAGUAAAUUCUUUGACCCCAAGCACGCCUUUAAAGAGGUGGAGGUGCAGGCCAAAACUGUGAAGGAGCUCGUCGCUGUCAAGAAGCCAAAGGCGGAGGGAUACACCGAUGGUGAUUUGACGCUGUACCACAGUUUUACAGUGACGGCUUUUCUAAAGGCCGAAAACCCCGUCGACUUUCUGGCAAAAGCCAGCGAGAUCAAAUUUGACAAUCCACUCUUGGAAUCUCACUCGGCCACCAACAAUGAAAUAAAGGAGUGCUGUCAGGACAUCAAAGUCCUGGGGCGCAAAGAACUCCGUUUGUUGCUGAGUUGGAGAGCGAAACUUAGAAGAUAUUUAGCAAAGAAACUGAAGGAAGAGGCCAAGCAACUUGACCAGGAGAUCAGUUUAAGCUCAGAUGAGGAGGGCAUCAACUCAGAAGACGAAUCUGAUGUAAAGAAGAAGAAGAAGGAAAAAGUGGAUGAGAACAAGGAAAAAGAGGAUAAUGAGGAAAAAGAUGAUGAUGAGGAGGAAGAUGAAAUGGAGAGAAAACUGGCUGACCUAAAAGCUCAGGAAGUGGCUGAGCUCAAACGGAAGAAGAGGAAGCUGCUGAAGGAGAAGAGGAAGCAGAGGGAGAGAGUGGAGCUAAAGAUGGACCUGCCGGGUGUCUCCAUCGCCAGCACCACCGACUCAUCCUUGUUUUCCUUAUCCUCUCUCAAGAAGCAGCAGGUGCUGACUGAUAUCUCCAAAGGGGACAUGGAGGCGGCGGGUGAUCUGGGAGACGGAGACGAUGACAUCCACCUUUCAGAUCAGGACGAAGAUGUGGAUGAGAUUUCCCUGGCAUCUGAUUUAGACGAAGAGGAUUUAGAAGAAGUGGAACAGAAACAAAAAGAGCUGGAAAAGAAAGCUCCAAAGAAAGUGAAGUUUGUGGAGGAAGCUGAGGAGGAAGAGGAGCAGGACGGUGGCUUGCUGGUGGAACUGGAAGAAAAGAAUGAGAAGCUGGAGCGAGAAACAAACAUGUGGUUCAGCAAGGGCAUCUUUUCAGAAAUUGACCUGGAAGGUGAUGCAGAGAAUGAACUCAAACAGUCAGAGUGGCUCCAAAGCAAACGGUCAGGGAAGGGGAGAAAGAGGAAAGCUGAAAAAGAGAGUGAAGAUGAAGUAGAAGACGAGGAAGAAAAAGAGGAAGUUGCUCCUACAGAGGUGGAAACUCCAGAACCUUCACAGGAAGCAGCAGAGGAAAGCGACUCAGGCGACAGCAGCGAUGAUGAAAAUGAGAUUACAAAAAUGAAGCAAGCCAGGGGAUCCGGAGGGACAUCAGGAGGAGCUGAAGAUGACAAGUUCCAGGUCGUUCCUGUUGAAAGCAUCAGUAAAAAAGCCCGUGUCCUGGACGCAGAGAGUCUGGCCCUCGGCUGUGAGAUCGCUACAUCCAAGAAGAGAGCCAGAGAUCUGGUAGACCACUCCUUCCACAGGUUUGCCAACUCUGACGAGCCGUGGGAAGUACCGGAGUGGUUCCUGGAUGAUGAACGCAAACACAGGAAACGACCGAUGCCUGUUACCAAGGAGAUGGUGGAAGAAUACAAACAGAAAUGGAAAGAGAUCAAUGCCCGGCCAAUCAAACGAGUGGCUGAAGCGAAGGCCAGGAAGAAGAGAAGGAUGCUGAAAAAGAUGGAGCAAGCCAAGAAGAAGGCCGAGGCUGUCGUCAACACUGCCGACAUUUCUGAAAGAGAGAAGAUGGCUCAGCUGAAGAGUAUCUACAAAAAAGCAGGCGUGAAAAAGGAAAAAAGAGAAGUAACGUACUUGGUAGCCAAAAAAGGAGUCGGUAAGAAGGUGAGUCGGCCUCGUGGAGUGAAGGGACUCUUCAAAGUGGUGGACGGACGCAUGAAGAAGGACAUGCGGGGGGUGCAGAGAAAAGAACAGCGAGCAAAAGGAGGAAAAGGAAAAGGACGACAGCCUAAGGGUGGUAAAGGGAAGAGAGGAAAAUAAAUCUGAACUUUCUCCUUCUCUUUUACACAUACGCAUCAAGCUUCUCUAUGACGAACACAUGAACUGGAGUUUAUUUUUAAAUACUGUUUUCAGGUAAAUAUGACUGAAAGAGUAUUUAAGCCUUGGGGACUUUGGACCUGUUCUGGUGGUGUUUAUGCUGAUGUUACUUGUACAUCUUUUUUAAAGAUGCUGUUUCCUCCCAGCAGAUGAACUGCAGUUCAUCCUAACUACAGUACACGUAUUCAUGAUGUUUUGUAAAUAUUUACAAUUUGACAAUAAAUGUUUUGCUCAGACUA
Molecule: messenger RNA, 3002 nt
Organism: Poecilia reticulata (guppy)
Lineage: Eukaryota; Metazoa; Chordata; Actinopteri; Cyprinodontiformes; Poeciliidae
Gene: ftsj3
Product: FtsJ RNA 2'-O-methyltransferase 3
Biological process (GO): maturation of 5.8S rRNA from tricistronic rRNA transcript (SSU-rRNA, 5.8S rRNA, LSU-rRNA); rRNA methylation; maturation of LSU-rRNA from tricistronic rRNA transcript (SSU-rRNA, 5.8S rRNA, LSU-rRNA)
Cellular component (GO): preribosome, large subunit precursor; nucleolus; nucleus
Molecular function (GO): rRNA (uridine-2'-O-ribose)-methyltransferase activity; rRNA (guanine) methyltransferase activity
Source: RefSeq, a predicted model, not a curated record